This is a messenger RNA of Cladocopium goreaui, 863 nucleotides long. Lineage: Eukaryota; Dinophyceae; Suessiales; Symbiodiniaceae. The record is from the annotation of a GenBank genome assembly.
GUCUGGACAGCGUUUCUGGCACUGAUCAAGACAGGUUGCUCUUCAACUACAAGAUCGAUUUGUUCAAAGCUGGGAACAGUGAUUUGAGUCGCCAGGAGGAGAUAUUGCUGGCCAACGUGAAGCGCACAGUGAAGGUGUUUGAGGAUAUCACUGGUGACGCACCGGAAGUUGAAAUGUGGGGCGACGACCAUUGCCUCACGGCACUCGAUGAGCUGCAGAUGAAGGAGGGUCAUGCGCUGGCCUUUGGCUUUAAGAGAGAGGUGGAGGGCCGGAUCAAGUCCGACCUUUGUCGCCUGGUGAUGCUGUACAACACAGGGGGCUAUUACUUUGACACAGAUGUUGCCCCAUUAGCCGCACUGCAAAGGGUAUUAGACCCUCGAGCCACGUUUGUGACAGUGAGGGCGCAACGCGAUGGUUUUUUCCAAGCUUUUGUCGCUACUACACCCAAACACCCUGUGAUCAAGCUCUCAUUGAUGAAGUUCAAGACCUGGUACGACAAGUAUUGGACACCGGGUCAGGAUAAGAAUAAGCUGCGCGACGAGACUGGCCACGGACAGAUCGGGUGCGCUCUAUUGGAGAGGUCUUUCGCAGACUGGUCUGCUUCAGGUCAAAAACCCGACACCUUGCUGGUCCAUCAGGGCGGGCACGUGUCGCAGUUCUUUGACGAAUGGCAAUUUGUAAGUCGAGGUCCGGACAUCUUUCCGAAGGAGAAAAAACUGUUUUCAGCAUUUUCAGAUUCAUUGUGUGACUGGGGCGUUUUUGAUAGUCGCACAGAUACCCUGGUGAUGAUCUCCAGGGUUUAUGAUACAUACAUCCGCGGCCCGUGCCCGCAAUCAAGAUUUCUCAGACUCCAUUUGCCUUGA